Messenger RNA from Homo sapiens (human), 1877 nucleotides. RefSeq lists its product as uncharacterized. The transcript is spliced from 3 exons. Bases 1 to 903 code for a protein of 300 amino acids. The record is from RefSeq and is a predicted model, not a curated record. NCBI's taxonomy places the organism in Eukaryota, Metazoa, Chordata, Mammalia, Primates, Hominidae.
AUGGCAUUGAGAGGGUGCUGCCCGCUCAAUGCCCAGCAGCAGCUCUGGAAGGCAGUGCUCAGCCCCAUCACCACUGUCCCGUGGAUGCCUGUGUACCUCUUGCCUUUUCUGGGCUUGCGUUUCUCUCCUCUAGUGGGAUGUGUGGCCAUGUUUGGCAGAAGAGCCACAACUCGCUGCUCUAGGAGCCGACAUGACUCCUUCAUUUCUGUGCAUGCCCUGGGGACUAGGGUGGAGCCUGAGGAGAGGCUGCCAUGGAACACGCAGGCGUCACUGGACGCCUUCCGAGUUGGGGGGAGGAGAAAACAAAACCACAGGAAGAAACGAACAACGCUUUCGGGUGGGCCCGGGACCAUAGAGGGUCGCUCCGCCACUUUCCUAGAGCGACCGCGGCGGCGCCAGAGCGCGGCGAGGCCCUCACUUCCGGCGGCGCGGGAGGCGCCCAGCGAGCCAGAGUGGUGGCUGGUCCCGCGCGGUGAGUGGGAUUGGGGCACUUGGGGCGCUCGGGGCCUGCGUCGGAUACUCGGGUCCGCUCGGGAGCGCGCUGGCCGCAACGAGGGCGGCGCGGGCCCGGGCGAUGGCGUGGCUUGCGUCUCCCGCCUCCGGGCAGGGCCUGGCCGCCGGGCGGGGGCGGGAGGGCCACGCGGGCCCAGGGUGGGGCCGCGGCCUGCGCGGCGGGCGGGCCGGGUCAAUGAGGAGCGGCCGGCGGAGUGCUGGGAACGGGAGGCUUGGACUGGGGGCCCGGGCGAGGCGCGGCCCGCGGCGGGUGGAACUGGGCGGGUGAGCAGCAGCCCCGGCCCCUUCCGUCGCUCGGAGCGUUCGAGGACUAGAUACGUGGAACAAAUGCUUAGGCAGCACAGGGCUGCUCUGAGCGGUUUUCAGAUUCAGACUCAUUGCAACUUCUAACAUCUUGAUGGUGUUGCCACUUUAUCAUUACCCUCCCCAUUUUACGAGGAAACUGAGGCACAUUCCAGUUAGCUGGGUGUGCAAGAACAGCAGCUUCUGUCACUCAGGUUUAACUUCGUGCUUGCCCCUGCUGGGGAGCUAUGCAAAGCACGGGUCGCCGCGCUGGACUGAGCAAUGGAAGAUGUGGCUGCCACUAAGAGUACAGGCUCUGGAGUCAAACUGCUAGGGUCUGGGAACCCGGCCAGUGCCUUCUAGCAUUGUGCCCUCGUUUCCUUAACUUAAAACGGAAAUAACUGCAUAAAGGUGCCAGGAGAAUUAAAGAGCUAGCACAGAAUCAAGUUACACAGUGUCUGGCACAUACUAGUAUGAUUGCCUCAUCCGUAGGUGGAUUUGACAGUCUGAGUUUCUGACUAGAUCUGACUUCCAUUGUAUUAAAUGCGUGUGCUUUUAUGUAUAAUGACCAUUAUAGUUAUUAAAAAAAAAAAAAAGCAACACCAACACCAUGUACCUAACACAAUGUCUCCUGUGUGGUAGAUGUUCUGUAAAUAUUUGCUUAAGUUAAGGAGUGGGUAGUCCUAACUGUAAUCUUGUGUUAUAUGCGGCUUACUCUUACGCUGACCAUAAUUACAGCUGAUGUAAUUAUUAAAUAUCCAGAUAAAGUCCUGGACCUAAAGUCUCAAUUAUACAAUAAGAUGAAAGGAAGGCAAGAAAAAUUAUGUUUUUGUUUUCAUUUAUUUGCUUUAUAUGUUUGUAUGCAAAGAAACCCAGAAUAAUUGUUUCUAUUUUAAAUUCCACAUUCUGACACAAGAUAAUGAAAAAUAGUUCCAAUAAUUUUAUUGCUUUUGAAGUUCUAGAUUUUCCGACAUUGCCACCUAUGUGGGGUUUGUAGGGGUUUUUGUUGGUUUGUUUUGGCCGUUAUUUUAAAUAGCCACAAGUCAGCCUUAUAAAUAAAUAAAAUCAUUUGAAAUUUUGAA